Molecule: messenger RNA, 1724 nt
Organism: Drosophila busckii
Lineage: Eukaryota; Metazoa; Arthropoda; Insecta; Diptera; Drosophilidae
Exons: 2
Coding region: 81-1709 (542 amino acids)
Source: RefSeq, a predicted model, not a curated record
UGAAUCGAAAUCGUAGCCAGCAGUAGCGUUGGCGUUGACGUAGACGUAGACGCUGACGCUGGCGUCGUCGUGCUGCUGCGAUGAGUGCGCGCCGCGACGGUCAACAAAGUGCGGCAAACGUAAACGUAAACGCGAUCGCUUCAUCGUCGUCUCCGUCCGAAAGUGUAACCCCAACCGAAACUGAUGCCAUGCUCAAGAUAAUGACGACAACGCCGGUGUUAGCGGCAGAAACAGCGACGACGCCGGCGUCAUCAUCAGCAGCGCUGCUGUCAGCGAUUAACGUUGAAAAUAAAUGCGCGCUAGCAGCGCCAACGACAUUUAGUUAUCAGAGAGCAGUGAAGCGUUGCGCACGCCUCGAGCAGACAACAAGAGCAGCAGCAUCGACAGCAGCAGCAGCAGCAGUAGCAGCGACAAAAGAACUAACAACAACCGUUAACACAACAAGUGCUGAUCCAUGUGAGCGCCGACGUUCGUUAGCUGAGCACAAAGCGCAACUGCGCGCAACAUUUUUCAAGGACUUGCAAACAACGCGAGAGGGCAAAAGCGAAAGCGUUGAACUAAAAGUAACGGGAAUAGCAACGGGAGUUGGUAUACAAGAGCUGAUAACUAAAUUUCAAACAAUGAUUGUGCAGCAGCCUACAGAACAGACAGUCAAUGCAGCUGCGCAGCAACAGCAACAGCAGCAGCAGCAGCGACAGCAGCAGCAUUUGCAGCUGAAGCCCACAUUGGCUUUUAGCAGCGCUGCCAACUCGGACGAGGGCUGCAAUGCAGGCGGUCUGAGUCCCUGCAGCAGCGACAAUGAAUGCGAUGCGCUUGCCGCACGCAAGCCGAAGGUGACGCGCUGCGCCAGCAGCGACUCGGCGCUGGGCUUGGAUGUGGAGCUAGAUGAUGUUAGUAUGGUGGAGGUGCCUCAGCCGGCGCCUCAGCCGCAGCGACGCAUGACGCUAACCGUCACCGAUCUGCCGCUGCGUCCAGCCCUCUUGCCGCUGGCCGAGCCCACAGCGCUGCCGGACUCGCCACUCACCUCGCCCACCACAGCCACAGCGAAUGUGGGCAGCAGCAGCGGGGCAGUGGGCGUGGGAGCGCUGGGCGGUGUGCCCAGCAAGGUGCUGCUCGAGGAGCGUGUGGUGGCCGCCCUGACGGCGCCCUGCAGCUCGCGCCGCGAAUCCACACAGAGCUGCAUCAGCGAGCUGGGCGGGCUGGUGGGUGUGCGCUAUGUGCGCACGCCCUCGGUGGUGGUGUCGGACUAUUCGGAUGAUAUCACGGCCAUUGGCAUCAGCAUGGAGGAGAUGGAGUAUUUUCGAUUGCAGCGCGCACGCGGUCAGCGUCGCUGUUCGCUGGAAGCGAGUGCCGCGGCCGCCGGCGGCGGCGCUGGUGCCAAGGAUGAAGCUCAGUCGGAUGUGAGCGCGGCGAGCAGCUGCAGCAAUCUCUACUACUGCGGCUCCACCAUUUCGGCGCUGGACGGAGGCGAGUGCAUUGUCAACGGCGUGCGCGUUGCUCUCGCACGCAAAUCGAGUCACAGCAGCAGCGGCGACUUGAGUGCCGGCGAGGAGGAUGAAGCGGAGGCGCAAGCGGAGGAGGCGCAGCAGCAGCAGCAGCAGCAGGAGCAGCAAGAGCAGCUCAGCGAGCUUCUGGCGGCGGCGCAGCUGGGCGAGGGCAUUAAGAAGGUAUGUUGCAACUCGGUUGUGGUUAAAGUGAAUCUCAUGUAGAACCUAAAAACAUAG